AUGUCCGACAUCCCCCCAACAAUGCCAGCUUGGUCCUACCAAACCCGAGGCCCCAUUUCCAAAGUCCUAAACUAUACCCCGGAUUUCCCCACACCGCACCCCUCAACUCUCUCCCCGAACGAAGUCCUAAUAAAAAUAGCCUACAGCGGCUUCACCCCCAGCGCCAGCACCCUAGUUUCCAUCCUACCAACCUGGAUCCACAAAGAUGAAACCGCAAUCCCCGAGCUUGAGUUCUCAGGCACCGUCGCCGCGCUGGGUAGUAACAUCCUCGCUUCUCGACCAGAACUACAGCUCCAUACACCCGUUUUCGGGAUAACGUCUCUCAGUGUACUAUUACGGCGUGGCCUUGGUACGUUAGCGGGGUACUGUCCUUGUCCUGCGGAUCGGUUGAGUGUUGUUCCUGUUGGUAUGGAUUUGGAGCAUGCAGCGGCGUUGGGCGGGAAUGGGAUUACUGCUGUGCAGGUUGUUGAUGCAGUGCAGGUUAAGAGGGGUGGGAAGGUUUUUGUGAAUGGGGGUAGUGGGGGGACUGGGUCGAUGAUCUUGCAGGUUGUUAGGGAGAGGGUGGGGGAGAGUGGGGUUGUUGUUGCUAGUUGUUCGAGUGGGAAUAUCGGCUUGGUAAAGUCUCUGGGAGCUGAUGAGGUCAUCGACUACCGCGCACAUGAUCCUUUGCAUGAAUAUUUGUCCAAGGAGCAUGCUGAGGCUCGAUUUGAUGCUAUUAUUGAUACGGUGGGUAUCCAGGAGCUAUAUACUUACUCUCCGCGUUAUCUUCGGGAAGGAGGUCGAUUUGUCAAUAUUGGUGCUAUGCAGAUUCAGUCAGCCACUGGGAGCUUGCGCGCGUUUGCUUGGGCAAUGAUUAUGAAUCUCUUUUGGCCGGCAUGGUUGGGUGGGACACCUCGUUGGUACAAAAUGGUCAGUGGGACGCCUGGGGUAGACGUGAUGGCUCGAGUGAAGAGAUUAGUUGAAGAUGGAGCUUUGGAACCUAUUAUUGAUUCGACGUGGGAGAUGGAGGAUGCUUUGAAGGUAUGUAUUAUGCCCUUGAAGCACAGGUAUGAUACUGAUGAGAGUGGUCCAAUUUGA
Penicillium odoratum is the source of this 1077-nucleotide messenger RNA. RefSeq names its product NAD(P)-dependent alcohol dehydrogenase. Gene Ontology annotation, molecular function: oxidoreductase activity. The record is from RefSeq and is a predicted model, not a curated record. The coding region runs from base 1 to 1077 and encodes 358 amino acids. Gene Ontology annotation, cellular component: mitochondrion. The transcript is spliced from 2 exons. Lineage: Eukaryota; Fungi; Ascomycota; Eurotiomycetes; Eurotiales; Aspergillaceae.